Messenger RNA from Pseudonaja textilis, 1732 nucleotides. RefSeq names its product PHD finger protein 19 (gene PHF19). The record is from RefSeq and is a predicted model, not a curated record. Gene Ontology annotation, biological process: negative regulation of gene expression, epigenetic. Gene Ontology annotation, cellular component: nucleus. NCBI's taxonomy places the organism in Eukaryota, Metazoa, Chordata, Lepidosauria, Squamata, Elapidae. Gene Ontology annotation, molecular function: chromatin binding; DNA binding.
GUUGCCAGAAGUCAGGACAGUCGGCGAGAGCUGAUGGCUAAAUUGCCUGAAGGACAGUAUGUCUUGUGCCGUUGGACUGAUGGGCUUUAUUAUCUUGGGAAGAUUAAGAGAGUGAGUGACGCUAAGCAGAGCUGCCUGGUGACCUUUGAAGAUAAUUCCAAAUACUGGGUGCUUUGGAAGGACAUUCAGCAUGCUGGUGUCCCCAGUGAACAGCCUGAAUGUAACAUUUGCCUGGAGAAAACAUCGGAGCCUCUGAAUGAGAUCUUGAUCUGUGGGAAGUGUGGAGUUGGGUACCACCAACAGUGCCACCUUCCCCUGGUGGGGAGCCUCGAAGAGUCUUUGGUGACCCCCUGGUUUUGUCGGAGGUGUAUCUUUGUACUAGCUGUGCGGAAAGGCGGGGCCUUAAGGAAAGGAGCCAUUGCCCGGACUCUGCAGACGGUUAAAAUGGUCCUGUGUUACAACCCGGAACAGCUGGAGUGGGAUUCUCUCCACAGAACCAAUCACCAGCAAUGUUACUGCUACUGCGGUGGUCCCGGAGAGUGGUACCUGAAGAUGCUGCAGUGCAUUCAGUGCCGUCAGUGGUUUCACGAAGCUUGCCUGCAGUGCCUGAGCCACCCCAUGCUCUUUGGAGAUCGAUUUUAUAUUUUCCACUGCACGAUGUGUAAUCAGGGACCAGAGUAUCUCAAACGCUUGCCUUUGAGAUGGGUCGACGUCGUGCACCUGGCCAUCUACAACCUGGGUGUGCAAAGUAAGAAGAAAUAUUUCAACUUUGAGGAGAUCUUGGCCUUCAUCAAUCACCGCUGGGACUACUUUCAGCUUGGCAAGCUGACUACAACCCCCGUGGCAGAGCGAGGACCCCUCCUUCUAGGCGCACUGAACAGUUACAAAAGCAGGUUCUUGUGCGGGAAGGAAAUCAAGAAAAAGAAAUGCAUGUUUCGCCUCCGGGUUCGAGUCCCCCCGAAUCCUCCCAGCAAAAUUAUCCCGGAUAAGUUUGCAGGACUGAGCGAGACAAAGAAAAGGGGGAAAGUCAAAUGCUCCCACACAAGCAGUUUGCUGCCACAGCAAUCCCAGCACGAACGGAGAAGGAAAAGGCCCAAAUUCCUCUUGGAGGAUGCCAUUCCCAGUAGCGAUUUUGCCUCGGCUUGGAGCACCAACCACCACCUGGCCUGCAUCUUCGAUUUCUCGCUGGAUGAAAUCCAGAGUCUAAAAAGCGCAAGUUCGGGCCACGGGUUCCUCUCCGAUGUAGACUCCACCGACGCCGCCAGCACCUCGGGCUCAGCCUCGACGAGUUUUUCCUUUGAAUCGAGCAGGACAAAUGUCGGGAGCCGGAAGCGCAAACUGUCGGCUAAAACCUAUGCCCCAUUCGAUGCCAAACAGAAAUGCUCCGAGCGCCUCCGCAGGCUUGUCCCUGGCUGCUCCGUGGAUGGCAGUGACCGGGCCAGCAGUCCAGAUCGCCCGGAGAACGCCAUCGACUGCCAGACCUUGGAGAGCUUGAGCGAGGACGAUUUAUCCCUCUCUCACCUCCAGUCAUCCAUCAGCAGCUAUUUCGGAGCCACCGGCCGCUUUAUUUGCGGAGAGAAACACCAAGUGUUGGCUCGGAGGAUCAGCCCAGAAGGAAAAGUAGAGUAUCUCGUGGAGUGGGAGGGCAGCACGCCCUACUGAUGCGUGUUGGGGUCCGGCAUGGGAAGCCAUGUGAAGAGAGGAACAGGGUGGGAAUGCAGCCAGGGAAGAA